AAAAAAGCAUUUUUUAGAUAUGCAGCCCAAAUAAAGGUUAAAUGUAAAUGCAUCUUACGAGCCUUAACAUCACAUAAACCAAGUUUACACAAGUACCUACAGAUUUGCAGGAUUCCUGCAUCCAACCAAAGUUACCUCUCUCUCUCUCUCUCACACACACACACACGUUUUAGGCUUUGAGUGGCAUCAUAUAAGGUAAGAAUGCAUAGGUGAGGCAAUAAUGGGACAGUGGACCUUUGUGCAGGCUAUGGAAGAAAACCCAAAUGAGCUUGUCGGUUGUUUUCUAGUAGUUUAGGGAUAUAGGGCAGUGGAUUUGUCACCCAAAAAUUGUUCAAAUAGAAAGAAAUGGAAGAUCAGCUCUAAGAUUACUAGGUGGAACAUCAGAUUUUGAUGAUAAUGGUUCCUAGAAAGGAAAUAGUAAGAAGAGAAUUGAUGCUUCUGAGUAAAUAAAUUCUUAUGGAACGUAGUGUUCAAGAAAGGUCUAUAGGGAUGCCAAAUUCCGUGAGUUAUAAUCCACCACAGCUCAACCAAGAAUCACUAGUCAAGUUACCUCUUGCCCCUAUAAUUUCCACUCCAUCAGAUAGGAGGGGAAAUGCAACGGUUUCAACCCGCCGCGGAAUUGCAAUUUUCAGCCCCAGACAAACCCUAGAUCAGCAUCAGCUCAAUUCACCACCUCCACCGCCACAGCCGUCACUUGUACAGAAAGAUUCAACCCCAGAUCCAGAUCUAGCCACCCCGGCCGGUGCAGCAACUGAUGGCACUUCAAAUUCGAAGACAGAUCCACCCCCACAGCCACAGCCACAGUCACAGCCACAGCCACAGCCACAACCACAGCCUCAUGAUCCACCUGCAACAUCAACCGCCACUACUCAUAGUGUUAUAUAUAGAGAAUGCUUAAAGAAUCAUGCUGCAAGUGUAGGAGGUCAUGUCUUAGAUGGAUGUGGAGAAUUCAUGCCUAGUGGAGAAGAGGGCACUGCAGAAGCCUUAAGAUGCGCAGCUUGCGAUUGCCAUCGGAGUUUCCACCGAAGAGAAGCCGAUGGAGAGCCGGAAACAGGCACAUCUCCUUGCUACACAUACAUUUUCAACUCCAGAAAUAACAAUAGCCACCCAAACCUGGCAAUUCACGGCCAACAGCAGCACCAUUUUACUGCCACUCCUCCAAGUGGCCCUGCGUUGCCUACCACGAUCGGCAGAAACAGCGUUGGAGCUGGGGCAGAGUCAUCUAGUGAAGAUAUAGACAUAUUUCAGUGCAAUGCUAGAAGACAUGAAGAUGUGCAGCCAUCAUUUUCGGGGUCCAAGAAGAGAUUUCGGACGAAAUUUAGUCAAUCACAGAAAGAUAGGAUGCAUGAAUUUGCUACAAGGAUGGGGUGGAAAAUUCAGAAAAAAGAUGAACAAGAACUGCAGCAGUUCUGUAAUGAAAUGGGAGUGAAGAGGCAGGUUUUCAAGGUGUGGAUGCACAAUAACAGACAAGCCAUGAAGAAGAGACAAACGUAAGGCAAGAAUCAAACCCCAUUUGAAUUUUUGAGAUAUGGGUGUGGAUUAACCUUUUUAGAUAGUAAACAUCAUAAUUAAUGCAGAAAAAAAGAUGAUUAUAGAGGGCUAAUCACCUUGAUGAUUUCAAUUCUCCUCUCCUGCAAGUCAUGAUCUAGUUAAUUAAUUGUUAUUUAAUGUUCUCAAUUCUUUUCUUUUAAACAUGUAGAAUUUGUUGUCAUAAAACUGGCUUGUUAACUGAAAAGUAACACACAUUAAUUCCUA
Olea europaea var. sylvestris is the source of this 1755-nucleotide messenger RNA. Its product is annotated as zinc-finger homeodomain protein 7-like. Bases 457 to 1494 code for a protein of 345 amino acids. The transcript has 2 exons. Gene Ontology annotation, molecular function: transcription cis-regulatory region binding; DNA-binding transcription factor activity. Lineage: Eukaryota; Viridiplantae; Streptophyta; Magnoliopsida; Lamiales; Oleaceae. Gene Ontology annotation, cellular component: nucleus. The record is from RefSeq and is a predicted model, not a curated record. Gene Ontology annotation, biological process: regulation of developmental process; regulation of DNA-templated transcription.